Polypterus senegalus (gray bichir) is the source of this 2147-nucleotide messenger RNA. It is a transcript of the gene foxa2, whose product is annotated as forkhead box A2. Gene Ontology annotation, biological process: regulation of transcription by RNA polymerase II; anatomical structure morphogenesis; cell differentiation. Lineage: Eukaryota; Metazoa; Chordata; Cladistia; Polypteriformes; Polypteridae. The coding region runs from base 752 to 1999 and encodes 415 amino acids. Gene Ontology annotation, molecular function: DNA-binding transcription factor activity, RNA polymerase II-specific; protein domain specific binding; transcription factor binding. The transcript has 2 exons. The record is from RefSeq and is a predicted model, not a curated record.
CAUCGUCUUUGGCUAAACGUUUGACUGUGUUUCGAAAAAAAACGUAGAUUCUGGAAGCAGAUUAUUAUUGUAAUGCCAAGGCUGUUUUGGCAAAAUAAGAGAUCAUGCCCAUGCAAAAUUUCCAAACUGCUAAACUAUAAUUUGGGACGCUUCCAUGAAAGACCUCGUUUUUUAAAGCUGCAGCCCAAUGAAAUGUUGCUUUGUCGUUGUUGUUCUUUAUUUUUAUAAAUAUUGCAAUACAACUUUUAUGUUUAAAUCUAAUCGAGAAAAGCUGAUAAACAGAAAAAGAAAAACAUUCUCGCACACACAUUAGUGUAGCAUGACUUAAAGCAGUCUUUUUUUCUGUUGAAAGGCAAUCAGAUUAGGGUUUAAUGAAUCCAUUCAAAUGGCUUUAUUCUUUAUAGUUAGUGCAGGUGCACAAUAGAGGGCCAAGCCGAGGAGUCUCACGCCUAGGUGUGAGCUGAUUAUUCAAAUAGGGCUGCGAAGAAAUAGGGAUUGGAGGCUCGUCUGGCACUCACAGCUAUAUCAUAGAGACUACCGCCAGCCACCAACGUCACUUCAGGUCUUGUCAUCAUCAGACGCUAUUCACAGCCUCUCGGCACCACUGUAUCGAAACCUACACAUGAACAAACCCUUCACUACAAAUAAGAACUGUUUUCUGGGAACUUGGAGGCCUGUGAUUUUUAACUUGGGAAGCUGUAUUUUAUCUUCUUUCGAGAAGUUAUAGGUUACGCGUUUUGCUGCUUCCACGAUGUUGGGCGCAGUAAAAAUGGAAGGACACGAACAUUCUGACUGGAGCAGCUACUACGGAGAACCAGAGUGCUACACAUCUGUUGGAAACAUGAACCCCGGACUCGGAAUGAACGGCAUGAACACCUACAUGACAAUGUCCGGCAUGAGCACCACAGCCAACAUGACAGCAGGCUCCAUGAACAUGUCCUAUGUGAACACGGGGAUGAGCCCCUCUAUGACUGGCAUGUCUCCGGGACCUGGUGCUAUGAACGGUAUGGGGACUGGCAUGACUGGUAUGAGUACGGCUCUUAGCCCUAGCAUGAGCCCAAUGAGUGCUCAGGCUCCAGCAAUGAAUGCUUUGACAUCGUAUACCAACAUGAACGCUAUGAGUCCAAUGUAUGGACAGUCCAACAUUAACCGCUCGAGGGACCCCAAAACAUACAGAAGAAGCUAUACUCACGCAAAGCCUCCUUACUCUUACAUCUCUUUGAUCACAAUGGCAAUUCAGCAAUCGCCCAACAAAAUGCUUACCCUCAGUGAAAUCUACCAGUGGAUCAUGGACCUCUUUCCCUUUUACCGACAGAACCAGCAGCGAUGGCAGAACUCUAUUCGCCAUUCGCUGUCUUUCAACGAUUGCUUCCUGAAAGUGCCUAGAUCACCGGAUAAACCUGGCAAGGGAUCCUUCUGGACCCUGCACCCAGACUCUGGCAAUAUGUUCGAGAACGGAUGCUAUCUGAGGAGACAGAAACGCUUCAAAUGUGACAAGAUCCAGACUUCAAAGGAGUCCUCUAGGAAAGCUUCUGACGGGGGUUCCAACAGCAGCUCGGAAAGCUGCAACGGCAACGAAUCCCCCCAUUCGACGUCUUCUUCCUCAAACGAGCAGAAGCGGUCCAUGUCGGACCUGAAGGCCAGUCAAUCUGUCAGUCCGGAUCACACAGCCUCCCCAACAUCGCAAGCGCAGCACCUGAUGGCACAACAUCACUCGGUUCUCGCCCAUGAGACGCACCUCAAACCGGAGCACCACUAUUCUUUUAAUCACCCGUUCUCUAUUAAUAACUUAAUGUCGUCUGAGCAACAACAUCACAAAAUGGACCUUAAAACGUACGAACAGGUGAUGCAUUACUCGGGAUAUGGCUCUCCCAUGGCUGGAGGCCUUUCCAUGGGCUCAAUGGCGAGCAAAGCGGGCUUAGACUCGUCGCCAAUUUCCAGUGAAACCGCGUCUUACUAUCAAGGUGUGUAUUCUCGACCUAUCAUGAACUCCUCCUAAGCGUUUAAAGGCCAAUGAACUACCCCUCACGCGCACACUUUGUAAAUUUUGUAAAAUGAUAGUUUGUGCAUAUGACCUCUGAAUAUUUUUGAUGUUCUACUCUGAUUAGAUGUCAAGUUUGUUUAGUACAUAUUUUUUGUUUUGUUUU